AGAAAAGACUCCGCACGGCGCGGGUGAGUCAGAACCCAGCAGCCGUGGACCCCGCGAAGCCGCCAGCCCCGGGGAUGUUCCGAGACUUCGGGGAACCAGGCCCGAGCUCCGGGAACGGCGGCGGGUAUGGCGGCCCCGCGCAGCACCCGGCCGCAGCGCAGGCAGCCCAGCAGAAGUUCCACCUCGUGCCAAGCAUCAACACCAUGAGUGGCAGUCAGGAGCUGCAGUGGAUGGUACAGCCUCAUUUCCUGGGGCCCAGCAGUUACCCCAGGCCUCUGACCUACCCUCAGUACAGCCCCCCACAACCCCGGCCAGGAGUCAUUCGGGCCCUGGGGCCGCCUCCAGGGGUACGUCGAAGACCUUGUGAACAGGUAGGGCUGUGA
Molecule: messenger RNA, 383 nt
Organism: Piliocolobus tephrosceles (Ugandan red Colobus)
Lineage: Eukaryota; Metazoa; Chordata; Mammalia; Primates; Cercopithecidae
Gene: FOSL1
Product: FOS like 1, AP-1 transcription factor subunit
Exons: 3
Coding region: 75-383 (102 amino acids)
Source: RefSeq, a predicted model, not a curated record